ACCAGUUGUUUUGGUCCCCUCUCUGCCCAAUCCGAAGCGCUUCCUUCACACAUUCAACUGAAGCAAAAAAAAAAAAUGGAUCUCUCCAUGCAGCGACUCAAUCCUCCCGUAAGGACCACGGCGUCCUUCCACGGGGGCUCUGUGGCAUCCUCCUCCCAGUGCUGCUUGAGACAGCAGCACUGACAUGGAAACCCCCUUACAGCUGCAGCUCCAGCACUGUAAGUACCAGCACUACUGCGGGAGGGAGGAUCGGCACGACCGCAGCUGCGCCUGCAACAACUGCGCUUGCGAUGCAAGAAAAAGCCUCGUCUUCCGCGGGACGUCGCCGACCACUGUGGGAACUUUAUUAAGGACGCCCUCAGAAACGUCUUCAAAGCGAGGUGGCCAGUACAGCGUCAGCGGGUUGACACCCUCUAGUCAUGGUAGUUCAUCCAGACAUCACCGUCCUCUCCAUCAGCAGCAAAGCCUGGGCAACAACAGCCACAGAGACAGUUCCUACAAUGAAACAGCCAUGAGCAGCUGCAGAUACAACGGCGGCGUGAUGCGGCCGCUGAGCAACUUGAGCUCGUCCCGCAGAAACAUACACGAGUUUGAUUCCGAGUCCCAGCCUUUGCAGCCCAUUUCAGCCGCAGAUGCGUCGGACACUUUGGCAUCCAAGCAGGAUAAUAAUUCCACCACCCUGAUGCCUUAUGCAUCAGGAGACGGAGGAGGGGGAGGCUGCGGCCACAGCAGCGGCAAGUCGGGGAAAAAGAAGAACCAGAACAUUGGGGAAAAGCUGGGGCACAGGAGGGCCUUGUUUGAGAAAAGGAAGCGGCUCAGCGACUAUGCUUUAAUCUUUGGGAUGUUUGGGAUCGUUGUUAUGGUUAUAGAGACUGAACUCUCAUGGGGAGCCUACGGAAAGGAAUCCCUGUAUUCAUUAGCUCUAAAAUGCCUGAUAAGCCUUUCUACAAUCAUUCUCCUGGGGCUGAUUAUCAUAUACCAUGCAAGAGAAAUACAGUUGUUCAUGGUGGACAAUGCAGCUGAUGACUGGAGGAUAGCCAUGACCUACGAGCGCAUCUUCUUCAUCUGCCUGGAGAUUCUGGUGUGCGCCAUACACCCCAUCCCAGGGAACUACACCUUCACCUGGACGGCACGCCUGGCCUACUCCUACGUCCCAUCCAAGACAGAUGCAGAUGUGGACAUCAUCCUGUCCAUCCCCAUGUUCCUGCGGCUGUACCUCAUCGCCCGCGUCAUGCUGCUGCACAGCAAGCUCUUCACCGACGCAUCGUCCCGUAGUAUUGGUGCACUCAACAAGAUCAACUUCAACACACGCUUCGUGAUGAAGACCCUCAUGACCAUCUGUCCUGGCACUGUGCUGCUGGUCUUCACCAUCUCGCUAUGGAUCAUUGCUGCAUGGACAGUGAGAGCUUGCGAGAGGUACCAUGACAACCAGGACAUAACCAGCAACUUUCUUGGAGCCAUGUGGUUGAUCUCAAUCACGUUUCUAACCAUUGGAUAUGGGGAUAUGGUCCCACAUACAUAUUGUGGAAAAGGAGUGUGCCUCCUGACUGGCAUUAUGGGUGCUGGCUGCACGGCCUUGGUGGUGGCUGUGGUGGCGAAGAAAUUGGAGUUAACCAAAGCUGAAAAACAUGUCCACAAUUUCAUGAUGGACACCCAGCUAACAAAAAGAGUAAAAAACACAGCUGCGAAUGUUCUCAGGGAGACGUGGCUCAUCUACAAGAACACCAAACUGGUGAGGAAGAUGGACCAUGCCAGAGUCAGGAAGCACCAGAGAAAAUUUCUCCAAGCCAUUCACCAGGCUCAGGCGUUCAUUUACUGGGUUCUGAAUGGUCUUCUGUUCAGAUUGAGAAGUGUUAAAAUGGAGCAACGCAAGCUGAAUGACCAAGCAAACUCCCUAGUGGACCUUGCUAAGACUCAAAACGUCAUGUAUGACAUGGUAUCGGACUUAAACGAGAGAGGCGAGGACAUGGAGAAGAGGAUCGCCCUGCUGGAGACAAAGCUAGAGACUCUACUGAGCAACUUGCAAGCUCUGCCUGGACUCAUCAGCCAGGUCAUCAGCCAGCAGCACAGGGACUUCCUGGAGGUUCAGCUCCAGCCUUACGACAAACACAGUCCUGAGCGCUCACAGUCAGUGUCACGAAGGAGGUCGUCCUCCACAGCACCACCCACCUCCUCAGAGAGCAGCUAGAGUCUAAGGGGAACGCCUCCGCUGAAGACUUUUGCCAUCAUAUGGCCAAGUUGCAUUUAUCGUAAAGCCUUAUGGUUUCAAUAAGUAUUAUCCAAAUUCUGAUGACAGAAUCUGAGUUACAGGGGACAAUGCAUUUUAAUGGAUAACUUCAUGCUGUUAUUGUUUUUUAUUACCUCAAAAGAUGUUGUUAUCCUUUCUCUGGUGACAUGACCACAAAUAAUGGCGCUUCCCUAUCCCUGAAGUUUAUCAACGGGGCUGUGAUAUGAACUCUUCUCCAUCUCUAUGCAGAGGUAGCCAGUUCUAGGUGUCAAGGUUACCAGGUUUGAAACUACUGCACUAAAAUAGUGCUUCUCACAGACUUUAUGCUUCUGCUGGCUUGAUUUAGUUGCCGUGUUCCUUAAAGCAAACUGAGAAACCACUGAGGAAUCCGUCAGGGAACAUGUCAGUGAUAUUGAGGAAAUCGCUGCAUUUGAUGGCCUGGAGUGGAGUGACAGCAGAAGGGAGAUGAAAACCGCUCCGACACACUGUCACUCUGAGAUACCUUAAAAAUCUUGGAAUGUGGGAAAAAAUAAAAAUAAAAAAUAUGUAUCUUUUAGGUUAGAGACAGCAUCAACUAUAGCGGUUUUAUUUUGCCCCUGAAGAAUGACUAUUUUUGGGGUGACAUUGCAAAUAAUUUAAUCCUCCAGUCAAAAUGAAUGCAUCAGAAUCUGUACUUGCACUUACUUUUUAAUCAAUGCACUUCAAUGCUGACUGACAUAUGAUAUAAAGAUAUGUUACUCAUUAAAAGAAGAAACUGUAAGAUGUUUGGGCAUGGAUUUAUUAUUGUCAAUUGUCAAGUGGUUAGUGUUGAUGAGUCAAGUCAAAGCCCUUUUAUUUAUUAAUUAAUUUAUUUAUUCAUUUUCUUCCUCACAAAGAGCAUUCACAUUGGCCUGCAGGGGUCUACAGAAGUGCACUGAGUGAUCAUAAAUUCAGCAAUUACCCCCAUGUCUUGCUGUGUCUCACCUCCCAUCCCUAUUGUCUGUGCUAUUUAUGCUUGCUGUCAUCUCAACUGGGAUACAACAAAUGCUGAACUGUAAACCAUAUCUACCUUUUGAAAAUGAGAGGAAAAUGCCUAUUUUUAUAUAUUUUCAUGAGGACAAGCACACCUCUUACAAGUAAACAACUGACCGCAAAGGACCAUGAAGAGGUAGAUUCAGCAUAUCAGCAUAUAUUUUAUUUAAGAUAUCCUGGACUGGAGUUAAGAUAUAUAAAGUUGUCUUUAAGGUUAUUUCUGAGUAUAUUAAAUGAUUUGAACAUUCUAAGCAUCAAUGUGAA
Molecule: messenger RNA, 3502 nt
Organism: Cololabis saira (Pacific saury)
Lineage: Eukaryota; Metazoa; Chordata; Actinopteri; Beloniformes; Belonidae
Gene: kcnn2
Product: potassium calcium-activated channel subfamily N member 2
Exons: 9
Coding region: 185-2188 (667 amino acids)
Biological process (GO): potassium ion transmembrane transport
Cellular component (GO): plasma membrane; neuron projection; neuronal cell body
Molecular function (GO): calmodulin binding; small conductance calcium-activated potassium channel activity
Source: RefSeq, a predicted model, not a curated record